This is a messenger RNA of Colletotrichum navitas, 1854 nucleotides long. RefSeq names its product phosphatase 2C-like domain-containing protein. The transcript is spliced from 2 exons. NCBI's taxonomy places the organism in Eukaryota, Fungi, Ascomycota, Sordariomycetes, Glomerellales, Glomerellaceae. The record is from RefSeq and is a predicted model, not a curated record. Bases 388 to 1470 code for a protein of 360 amino acids. Gene Ontology annotation, cellular component: mitochondrion. Gene Ontology annotation, biological process: protein dephosphorylation. Gene Ontology annotation, molecular function: [pyruvate dehydrogenase (acetyl-transferring)]-phosphatase activity.
CGCAUCCCCGCGCGAACCGCCGGCCGCCCCUCGACCCCUCGCUGGUCGCGUACCUACACGAGCGGCGGCGGCAGCGGCGGCGGCGGCUCCUCUCUCCGCGCACCCCAGCUCAUUGGCGUGUUCCUCCUCUCCGGCGCUGGCGGAUGGGCCAUCUCAUCCCUGCUCCGCGACGGGAAGAAGGGCAAAUCCAGCGCCGUCAUUCCCAGCCUCGGCCCCGGGCCCGUCGACCUCGAGGCGCUGGCCAAGUCGCCGGUUGACGAGGGCAGCUUCGCCAAGGCCGAUGCGAAGCUUCGCGAGGACGUGUUUGUGGGUUCGUUCAGUGCCGCGGGCAAAGAUGCCCACGUCCACGCGGCGAGGGUGGCCAGCAACCAUCCGGUCGAGGACUACAUGGCGUGUUCUCUCGCGCCGGGGGUAGGGAGCUCCCAGACCCUCUUCAACGGCGUCUACGACGGUCACGCCGGGUGGGCAACCUCGCUGUUGCUCAAGAGCGCCCUCAUCCCCGCCGUGUCAUCCUCCAUCGCCCAGCUGCAGCCCGGAGCCAACGACACCGCGGUCGAGGCCGCCGUCGGCAAGGCCUUCACCGACCUCGACGACCUCAUCAUGACCAACGCCGUCAAGGCCGUCGACGGCCUCAAAGCAGGCGUCGUCGAGCCCGCCGACUCGAGGGUGAUGGCCGCCAUCGCCCCGGCCAUCGCCGGCUCCUGCGCCCUGCUCUCCAUCUUCGACCCGGCCACCUCGACCGUCCGCGUCGCCUGCACCGGCGACUCGCGCGCCGUCCUGGGCUCCGCCGCGCCCGGCUCGUCGUCCUACUCCGCCCUCGAGCUCUCCAAGGACCAGACCGGCCGCAACCAGGACGAGUUCGACCGCAUCACCAAGGAGCACCCGGGCGAGGACGGCAUCCUCGACAAGGAGAGCGGCCGCCUGCUCGGCAUCGCCGUGACACGCGCCUUUGGCGACCACCGCUGGAAGUGGACCGAGGACUUCAUCAAGCACGUCCACCUGAACUUCUUCGGCACCUCCCCGCGCCCCAAGUACGCCACCCCGCCGUACAUGACGGCCGCGCCCGUCGUGACCACGACCAGGAUCCAGGGCCCGGACUUUGUCAUCCUCGCGUCGGACGGCCUGUGGGACCACAUCUCGUCCGAGCACGCCGUCGAGUGCGUCGCGCAGUGGCUCUCGGCCAAGAAGGCCGGCGAGAAGACGCCCGGCGACAAACUGGCGCGCACGCCCGCCAGCCCCAGCGCGUUCGACACGUCCGACGGCUGGCCCAACUGGUCCGCCACGCCCGAGCACUUCGUGGUGGAGGACCUUGAUAACGCCGCCGUGCACCUGAUCAAGAACGCCCUCGGCGGCAAGCGCAGGUCCCUCUUCACCGGCGCCGCGCUCGCGUAUGCCCCCUUGUCCAGGAACGUCAGGGACGACGUGACGGUCCAGGUCAUCUUUUUCCAAGACCCGAGCAAGGCGAACUGAUCAGGGGUCCUUCGUGAUUGGGGUUUGCGUCAGUAGGAAGGACGGCGUUGUGUUGUCUUCCGGAUCAGGGGGCCUUCUCUAGACAUUGUGAUGCUGGUCUAGGGAUUCACAUUUAGAGCUUCACUGGCCUCUCUAACAUGUUUGGCUGAUAGGGUACACUGGUAGGCGUUUCUUACCGCGCUCUCGCAAUAUACAGCAAAUCAAUUACGGGCAUGGUGAGACGGUAAAGCCGGGUGCUCCAGGGUUGUCUCUAUACACCUUGGAAAUCCUGUACUAAAGUUCAUGAGUUAUCCGGUUGCAAUAGGGUUUAUAUAUAUAUAUAUGUAUCCUUCGAAUCAGCAUUUAAAUAACAGAUGGCAAAUCCCGAAUGAAUUUCUUGCGGCA